Messenger RNA from Suncus etruscus (white-toothed pygmy shrew), 833 nucleotides. RefSeq names its product COMM domain containing 2 (gene COMMD2). Bases 12 to 611 code for a protein of 199 amino acids. Lineage: Eukaryota; Metazoa; Chordata; Mammalia; Eulipotyphla; Soricidae. The transcript is spliced from 5 exons. The record is from RefSeq and is a predicted model, not a curated record.
GAGCCGUCAAGAUGCUGCUAGACCUGUCGGAGGAGCACCGGGAGCAUCUGGCUUUCCUGCCGCAAGUGGACAGCGCGGUGGUCUCCGAGUUCGGGCGGAUCGCGGUGGAGUUCCUGCGACGAGGCUCGAACCCCAAAGUUUACGAAGGCGCCGCCAGAAAACUAAAUGUGAGCAGUGACACUGUCCAGCAUGGAGUGGAAGGAUUGACGUACCUACUUGCUGAAAGCUCAAAGCUUAUGAUUUCUGAACUGGAUUUCCAAGAUUCUGUUUUUGUUCUGGGAUUCCCUGAAGAAUUGAACAACUUGUUGCUUCAGCUUUACCUAGACAAUAGAAAGGAGAUCAGAACUAUUCUGAGUGAAUUGGCACCAGACCUUCCUAGCUACCAUAGCCUGGAGUGGCGACUAGAUGUACAGCUUGCAAGCAGAAGCCUUAGGCAGCAAAUCAAACCAUCGGUGACGAUGAAACUGCACCUGGCCCAGAAUGGAGAGCGCUGCACUGAGGUGCUACAGACUGACCCAGCCACAUUGCUGCACUUGGUGCGGCAGCUGGAACAGGCCCUGGAGGAGAUGAAGACCAGUCACUGCCGCAGGGUAGUCCGCAACAUCAAGUAGCAGACACGGUUACUGUUCUAGACACUCUUUUGGUUUGAGGACCACAUCCAGUGGUGCUCAGGAAUCACUCCUUAUGGUGCACAGGGAUGCUGAAGUGCAUAUGGGAUGCUGAGGAUCAACCUGGGUUGACUAAGGAAAGCACCUUUCCCACUGUACCAUCUCUCCAACCCACCUCCACUCAUUUGUGACAUCAUGAUGUUUGGCAGUUCUUUUUUAAAGUUA